Guillardia theta CCMP2712 is the source of this 1098-nucleotide messenger RNA. Its product is annotated as collagen type protein. The transcript has 10 exons. NCBI's taxonomy places the organism in Eukaryota, Cryptophyceae, Pyrenomonadales, Geminigeraceae. The record is from RefSeq and is a predicted model, not a curated record. The coding region runs from base 1 to 1098 and encodes 365 amino acids.
AUGUCGAGGAGGAGGCAGGGAGCGGCGGCGGCGGCGGCAGGAGCUGCAGGGCUGAUCCUCUUAGUCCUCCUGUCCCUCGUCAGUCUCAGAGCCCAUGAGCGGAAGCCAACGUCCCUGGUCGAGGGAUCGCGAACGACCAUGAUGCCCACAUGGAAAGUCACCGGAACGCUCAACCCCGUGGAGGAAACGGAGAAGGAGGUGGAGGAAGAGCCGUCUUCGCCGCCACCACCAGCCGUGCAGGCGACCCCAGAUGUUCCUCAGGAACAGGAAGCUGAGCCGUCACAAUCGGAGUGGGUUCCUCCACCUAAGCCAUGGGAGCCUCUAGCUGAGAAGAACAUCGGCAGACUCGAAAGAACCAACAGAGAGGUUGUACGGGGUGACAUGGAAAAUGCCAACAUGAUCAAGAAACUUCGAGCUGCCAUGCGACUGCUCAAGAAGCAGUUCGCCGCCAAGAUCGUGAACCUGGAGCAGGCGUACGACAGGAGGUUGGCGCGCGAAUCAAGGAUCCUGCAUCAGAGGAUCAACACCGUCGCAAUGCAGCCCGGACCAACCGGCAUGAGCGGACCCCAGGGUCUCCCUGGACCGACGGGCCCUGCAGGGCAGAACGGUUCUCCAGGCUCACCCGGUGCCAUGGGCCCUCAGGGUCCCAUGGGCCCUAGGGGAUAUCGGGGCCUGAGAGGGCCUCCUGGCGAUCAAGGCAGGCCUGGUGACACGGGACGACCCGGGGCUCCAGGUAUUCCUGGUCAGAUUGGGCAGAGGGGGCCUAUCGGUCCGAUGGGCGUGCAGGGUCCGGAGGGUCCUAGAGGAAAUCCUGGCUUGCCUGGUCCCCCUGGGGCUCCCGGAGUCCCUGGGAUCGGCAUCCAAGGGCCCGCUGGGCCUCCAGGACCUCCUGGACGCUUCCCAGCUACCGAGCAUUGCAGCUACGUCACUGGCGAGUGUGUAAUCAACGGCAACGAUAUCUUCCAUGCCAUGCGUGAGACUGGCGAUGUUUCCUGCCCUCGGAACUACUACGUGAAGGGCGUCGACUACAUCAAGUGCAACAAUGGGGCGGAGUAUCACAACACACUACAGCUUCGAUUGACUUGUUGUCUGCUAUAG